AUGGCGCCAACAACGAUAGCCAUCAACCAGGAGGUGGCACCGGAGGUGUCACCCAUGCGGGAACCUGAGUUUGGUGAACAGAACAGAGAGCUAUAUGAAAAGUAUUGCAACCAAGAGAAAAGCAUUCAGACCCUGAGAUCCAAAUACAUGGAAGCCAAGGGGCGGUUGGAUCGAAUGCGCACAGAAGGGUCUGCCCAAAAGAAGAUGAUUCUUGACAUUAGCGAUAUUGUUGAAGCAUUGCGAAGCAUUUCUGUCGACAGUGUUGGAGCGGGUAACGAUGGAAACGCUGAAAACGUGGAAAACGGAGACUUGGAUCAAAUCGCAAAGAAGAUCCAAGCGAUUGACAAGCAGUUGAAGACUUCCAUGCUUCACACUGUUCAGUUGGACGAGCUCAAAAAGAUUGCCAACUCUACCAUUUCUGACCAGGAAGCACAGAUCAAGGCUUUGGAGGACCAAGUGGAUCUCAUGGAAGCUCGACUGCGACAUUCUCAGACUCACAAGGAGAUUAUGCUUCCUGACACUUCCUACGAAGCUCAACUUUCAUCGAUGCAGAGUACUAUCACCAACCUUAAAUCGAAGAUUAAGGGAUACGAACUUGAAAGAGACCAUAAUGGAAUUUCUGGAAACAAACCACAGAUCAUUGAUCUCACUGGUGCAGAAGAAAACAGCGAUCCACCAGGUUCGGCCACUGCUUCCUGCACCACGGAAGAGGGAGCUUCUCACCCCUCCGAUCCCACCACAUUGGCAGAUGACUACCGUGCGGCCAAGGACCGUGUAGAAGAAUUGGAAUCCACCAACAAGAAAAUGAAUGAAGAUCUCCAAGAAUCCAUCACCAAAAUGUCAGAGGUGACGGAAUCAGCUACUGCCCUGCAAAUCGACCUCCUUGCCAUGGAAGAGAAUCUCAUCGAGGUGAAGGACGAAAACGAGCGCCUUCUGAGAGAGAAGCAAAAUUUCGAGCUGAAGAUGGAAAAGCUUGAAGCAGAAGUUGAGCAAGCUAAUGCUGUGAAGAAAGACUUCGAAGAGCUUGAACGAACAGUAAUUGCAAAGGUUGAGGAACUCGAGCAUGAUAACUCUCUCUUGAAAGAAGGCCAAGAAAACUCUAUCACCAAGAUUGCGGAUCUUGCUGCUGCUUUGGAAGAAACGGAGAAUGCCAAAGCCAAGCUUCAGGAGGAGAACAACAAACUCCAGCUUGAGAACUCUGAAAAUGCCAAGCUGUUGGAACAACUUUCCAAUGAAAGAUCCGAGGGCGAACAGUCGAAGCAAGAUUAUGAAGAGCUCGAGCGUACAGUCAUUGCUCGCGUGGAAGAACUGGAGAAAGAAAACAAGGCUUUGAAGGAAGAGAACGAAAAUCUUCAAUCGACUCCUUGUUCAAUUGAGACCGCUGCGGUAGAAGAAGACGACGAAGAGAAAGAACGCCUUGUGUCGACUUCUCGUUCACUUGAAACCCCCAAGGUGGAAGAAGAAGAGAAAUCUGCUUCUCGUUUCAUUGAUAUCCCCGAGGUAGAAGAAGCCAAAGAGAAAGAAAAUAUUCCAUCGACUUCUCGUUCAAUUGAGACCCCCAAGGUAGAGAACGAUAGUGACGAGGCCAAGCAACAAGAGGCCCAGCAGGACGAUAUUCAAGAGAAGCUCGCUCAUAUCGAGAAGUUGGAGCAACAGAAUACAGACUACAUGGACGAUGUCAGAGUUCUUGCUGAGGAGAAUUCCGGUCUGAAGGUAGAAGCCAGAGAGCUGGAAGAGAAGAAUGGUCUAUUGAACAACCUCGUCAAGGAGCUGCAAGAUGAAAUUAUUGAAGUGAAGGACAAUGCUCGUAACCUUGAGCAUGAAAUAUCUGAAGUUCGCGAAGUCGCUAAGGAUCUCGAAAGGAAGUACUCUGAAGCAAAGACGACUGCAGAGGAAACACAACUGGACCUUGACAAGGCUAAGGAAACAGCCGCUUCGCAAGAAGAGCUAAAGGACGAAAUCAAGAAGAGCAAGGAGACUAUUGAGGCCCUCAAGAACAAGUCUGCGGAGACAAUGUCUAGUUUCCAAGACCUCGAAGAAGAGAACAAACGACUUUCUGCUGCGAUGAACGAUCUCGCGGAAGAGAAUGAUCGCUUGGCCUAUGCUCAAGAGGAACAAAAUCGAGCCUCUGUUGUCGUGAAUCGCCCUUGGGAGAAGAAAGAGCCUACCAAGACCCAGAAACUGGCUAUGGAAGCUGAAAACGAGAAGUUGAGAGACGAAAACAAUGAGAAUCUUGUCCGAAUUGCAACCUUGACAAACUCAUUGGACGAUAAGGAAUCGCAGAUCAUUGAGUUGCAAGAAACACUUGAUCUAAUGAACUCCUUGGAAGAAGAAAACAAGAAGUUGCAGGACCAACAAGACGACAAGUCAAGGUCGGACGACAGUACCAGACUUCGAGACCUCGAAGCUGAGAAUAAGAGAAUGAAGGAAACCAUGCUCCCUGAAGAAGAAGCGCAAAAGCUCCGCAAGGACUAUCAAGACAUGCAAAACAAGCUCAAGGCUGUCAGCAAGAACCUUGUGUAUCUCCAAGCACAACAUGCUAAACUCUUGGACGACGGUACCUCCUCCCAUGGUGCAUCUUCGGCUGUUUCCACAAAUGGCUCGCAGCACAGUGCAAAAGAUAUGCGUGCCUUUGACAAGAUCAAGAGCCUUCACCAAGCGGUUGCCAUGAAACUUGCAGACUUUGGUGAAGAGAAUGCUACUUUGAGGGAACAAUUGGACGCAGCUCACGUCAAGAUAUCCAAGCAACAAGAAACCGUCACCGUCCUUCAAACCAUCAAGGAAGACUAUGCGAAGCUAAUGGACGAAUACCAUCGCACCGUGAGUCAGCUAAAUGCCAAGGAAAACAGCAUGGUUUCGCUAAUGAGACUCCAACAAGAGCACGCGGAUGCACAUGCCAAGAUCACCGUCCUUCAAUGGGAGAACGAUGACUUAUCCCGCUCCAGAGAAAUGUACAACAACGCGGAAGCUCGAAUCGCAACCCUUGAGAGACAAGUAAUGGAAGAGAAUGAGAACCUGAGCGAAGAGAAAUCGAAGAGCGCGGAAUACCUCAGUGACACAAAGGAAGUCAUUGCUGCGUACAAGGAACUCGAAGCGGAGCAUCAAGAAGUUUCAGAGAAGGUGCAGAUGCUUCAAGCACUCAUGGAGGGCGAGGAGAGCGCCGAGGGUCAAGGCACUCAAAGUAAUAGUAGCAGCAGUACUCAAACUGUGGAAAAGCAACGAAAUGCUGCCUGGAAACAAGUCCGAGCAUUGGAAGAGCAAGUUUCCUCGGAACGCAAAAAGGCAGCUACCGCCACCGAGGCUCGCAUCGCUCGUGAGGGCGAUUUGAAACUCGUUUUGGGUGAAUACGAAUCGAUUCAAUUGCAGUAUGAAAAUGUCAUCAAGCGCGUGGAAAACCUCAAGGGUAAGAACAGUGAGCUCAAGGCCAAGAACCGCGAUCUCAAGGCGAAGAAUCACCAUUUGGCCAAACGUCAACGUGACACAUUGGUCAUCCCCGAAGAAAAGCCCUUUGAGAUUAUUGUGGUCGAUGACGAUGAUGGAGAACAACACGAGGGUGCAGCAAGAACAAUGGAACAAAAGAUGAUCCAAGCCCAACAAGAGGAUGACGAUGACGAUGAUGAUAACAGUAGUAGUAGUAGUACUGCUCCUGCUCGUGGAAUUAGCAACGAAUUGGUGGCCCUCUGGAGGAACUUUGGCAUCAAGAAAACAAAGAAGCAGCAACAGCAGCAGCAACAAUCCGGCAACCGUGCCGCCGGAAGCAACAAGCUACCAAUGACAACAACAACAACAACAGCAGCAGCAGCAGAUAAUAAUGGUGGUGGUGAUGACCAACAAUCCGUAAUUUCCCGAAUAUCAACUCAUUUGGAGAUGCGCCAAGAGGCAGCGGAAAGCGAACACCUUCAAAAGUUGGAAGAGCGACACGACCAAGCCAUGGCCAAGUUGGAACGCAUGGAAUCUCAAUUGCUACUCGCGCAACGAGAAGCCGAGGAUGCUCACAAAACCCAAGUCUCCAAGGAAGUCAAGCUUCGUGACAUUUCCGCCAAGCUGUUCAAGUUGGAACGGGAACAUCAAGAUUUGCAAAGCACCGUUCAGAGUCUUCGAUCCCAAUUGUCCACCGCCAACAAGGAAUCUCGCUCCAUGGAAGUAGAAGUGAAGGGAAUGCGAAAGCGUUUGGACGAUCGCAACCUGGAAUACAAGGACCUGCAAGUAAAGCACAAUGCCUUUUGCAAAAAGUUCAGUGACGCAGAUGUCUCCAAGAUGGAAGAGAUGGUAAAGGAGAAUGAGAAUCUGAAUGCCUGUUGCAAGGAGUAUUUGACUUCAGUGGCGGAAAUCAAGGAAGACGACAAACCACCCAAGAAGAAGACUUUGGCCGAACUUCCAUAG
This is a messenger RNA of Cylindrotheca closterium, 4383 nucleotides long. Lineage: Eukaryota; Bacillariophyta; Bacillariophyceae; Bacillariales; Bacillariaceae. The record is from the annotation of a GenBank genome assembly.